Monoraphidium neglectum is the source of this 831-nucleotide messenger RNA. RefSeq lists its product as hypothetical. The transcript is spliced from 10 exons. The record is from RefSeq and is a predicted model, not a curated record. Bases 1 to 831 code for a protein of 276 amino acids. Lineage: Eukaryota; Viridiplantae; Chlorophyta; Chlorophyceae; Sphaeropleales; Selenastraceae.
AUGGACAAGAUGGACUACUGCGCGUCGCUGCGCAACAUUGAGGGGGCGCUGGAGUCCAGCCCGAAUGUCAAGUUUGUGAAGGGCGACAUUCAAAGCAUGGACCUGCUCACCUUUGUGCUGUCGGCCGAGAAGGCAUUCACCAUGAACAACACCUACGGCACCCAUGUGUAUGGCGAGACCAGCCUGGGCAAGGAUGAGGGUCUGCAGGAGCACAGCAUGCUGGAUCCCACCAACCCCUACUCUGCGGCCAAGGCCGGCGCUGAGAUGAUGUGCAAGGCCUACCAGACCAGCUACAAGCUGCCCGUCAUCAUCACGCGCGGCAACAACGUCUACGGCCCCCACCAGUUCCCCGAGAAGAUGAUCCCGAAGUUUGUCAUCCGUGCCAGCCGCGGCGCCGACCUGCCCAUCCACGGCGACGGGGAGGCGGUGCGGUCCUACCUGUUUGUGGAGGACGUGGCGCGCGCCUUUGACGCGGUGCUGCACAAGGGUGUCACUGGUGAGGUCUACAACAUCGGCACUGACAAGGAGCGCACCGUGCUCGAGGUGGCUCACGACAUUGCCAAGGCCUUCAAUUUGAGCUCCAGCAAGGUGGUCCAUGUAAAGGACCGCGCAUUCAAUGACAGGCGCUACUACAUUGGCAGCGACAAGCUGGGCGCUCUGGGCUGGAAGGAGACCACCAGCUGGGAGGAGGGCCUCAAGAGGACCAUCGACUGGUACCUCAACACCAGCUGCGAGGAGUACUGGCAGGGCGAUUUGGAGGCGGCCCUGAGGCCCCACCCCCUGCUGGUCGGCACCAGCCUCACGGGCGACCCCUCCAAGCUCGUCAUGUAG